Messenger RNA from Neofelis nebulosa (Clouded leopard), 5375 nucleotides. RefSeq names its product galactosidase beta 1 like 2 (gene GLB1L2). The transcript is spliced from 21 exons. Gene Ontology annotation, cellular component: vacuole. The record is from RefSeq and is a predicted model, not a curated record. Lineage: Eukaryota; Metazoa; Chordata; Mammalia; Carnivora; Felidae. Gene Ontology annotation, molecular function: beta-galactosidase activity. Gene Ontology annotation, biological process: carbohydrate metabolic process. Bases 426 to 2174 code for a protein of 582 amino acids.
GCUAGCUGCGGUCCCUCCAAGCCGCGCGAUGAGCAAGUGGAGCGUCGGGCGAAAGCCCAGCCGCACACUCGGACUCCUGCUGCUGGUGAUCUUGAGUUACCUGGUGCUCCGCAGGAUUUACAGGUGAUAUAGGGAUGCCUUCUGGCAUGGAAAGAACCAUUUCAGACCUGCUUCAAUGAGCAUACUUCAUUCAAGAUCAUUCAAGUAAGCGACCGGAUCUGGCUCUUCUCCUACCCCACCCUGAAGACUCUUUCUGAGAUCUGAGAAUCAAUUCAGGGACCCAUUUCACAUGAAAGAAAUUGUAUUUGCACCUCAAGCCGGGCAGCUGUGACCACAAUGUGGCUCAGAGGUUGGACUGGUAUAAUCUGGUCCCUGCAUGGCUGAGACACCGGCAAUCAGGGCUGCAGGCCAACGGCCAACACUUCAUGCUGGAGGACUCCACCUUCUGGAUCUUUGGGGGCUCUGUGCACUAUUUCCGGGUGCCCAAGGAAUACUGGAGGGACCGCUUGCUGAAGAUGAAAGCCUGUGGCUUGAAUACCCUCACCACCUAUGUUCCAUGGAAUCUCCACGAGCCAGAAAGAGGCAAAUUUGACUUCUCUGGGAACCUGGACCUGGAGGCCUUUGUGCUGUUGGCUGCAGAGAUCGGGUUGUGGGUGAUUCUGCGUCCAGGCCCCUACAUCUGCAGUGAGAUCGACCUCGGGGGCUUGCCCAGCUGGUUACUCCAAGACUCUGGCAUGAGGCUGAGAACAACUUACAAGGGCUUCACCGAAGCAGUGGACCUUUAUUUUGAUCACCUGAUGUCCAGGGUGGUGCCACUCCAGUACAAGCAUGGAGGCCCCAUCAUUGCUGUGCAGGUGGAGAAUGAAUAUGGUUCCUAUAACAGAGACCCCGCCUAUAUGCCUUACAUCAAGAAGGCCUUGGAAGACCGGGGUAUUGUGGAAUUGCUCUUGACUUCAGACAACAAGGACGGCCUGCAAAAGGGAGUCAUGGAUGGAGUGCUGGCCACCAUCAACUUGCAGUCACAGCAUGAGUUGCAGUUAUUAACCAACUUUCUCUUAAGUGUCCAGAGGGUUCAGCCCAAGAUGGUGAUGGAGUACUGGACAGGGUGGUUUGACUCGUGGGGAGGCCCACACAACAUCCUGGAUUCUUCUGAGGUUUUAAAAACAGUGUCUGCCAUUCUCGAUGCUGGCUCCUCCAUCAACCUCUACAUGUUCCAUGGAGGCACCAACUUUGGCUUCAUAAAUGGAGCCAUGCAUUUUCAUGACUAUAAGUCCGAUGUCACCAGCUAUGACUACGAUGCUGUGCUGACGGAGGCGGGGGAUUACACAGCUAAAUACUUCAAGCUCCGAAGUUUCUUUGGCUCCAUCUCAGGUGUUCCUCUCCCUCCCCAGCCUGACCUUCUUCCCAAGAUUGCCUAUGAGCCCUUGAGCCUGAAUUUUUACCUGUCACUGUGGGACGCCCUGCAGUACAUGGAGGAGCCAGUCAAUUCUGAAAAACCAGUCAAUAUGGAGAACCUGCCAAUAAACAAUGGAAAUGGACAGUCAUUUGGGUACACUCUGUAUGAGACUACCAUUGCUUCAUCAGGUGUCCUUAGUGGUCUUGUGCGUGACCGGGGACAGGUAUUUGUGAACACAGUGUCUAUAGGAUUCUUGGACUAUGAAAAGAAGAAGAUCGUUAUUCCCUUGAUCCAGGGUUACACCAGGCUGAGGAUCUUGGUGGAGAAUCGUGGGCGAGUCAACUACGGGGAUAAUAUUGAUGACCAGCGCAAAGGCUUAAUUGGAAAUAUCUAUCUGAAUGAUUCUCCCUUGAAAAAAUUCAGAAUCUACAGCUUGGAUAUGAAAAAGAGCUUCUUUCAGAGGUUCAGCGUCGACAAAUGGAGCCCUAUCCCUGCAGUACCUACGUUCCCUGCUUUCUUUUUGGGUGUCUUGUCAAUUUCCCUUUCCCCUUUUGACACCUUCAUAAAGCUGGAGGGCUGGGAGAAGGGGGUUGUAUUCAUCAAUGGCCAAAACCUUGGACGCUACUGGAACAUCGGACCCCAGGAGACCCUCUACCUCCCAGGUGCCUGGUUGGAUCAAGGCAUCAACCAGGUCAUUGUUUUCGAGGAGAAGAUGGCAGGCCCUGUGAUACAGUUCACUGAAACACCCCACCUAGGCAGGAACCACUACCUUGAUUGAACAGCACCGCUCCUGCGCCCCCUGGAAGCAGGAGAGCACCACUGUCUUCCCAGCUGAGCAAGGCCUGGUGCUCUGCUCCCUGACACUCUCCCAAGUGGGAGAGUUUCCUUAAGUAACAUUCUCAGGCAGCCAUGGGGGCUACAGCUCUGCCCCCUACUUUAAUUCAAAGCCCUAAACUUGGAAGAACUGAAGAAGAGAAGUGGAAUAGGAGGGAGGGACCCUCUUCUUACCUAAGUGGCUUCUUGACUGGGCUUUGUUGAUGGCACCUUUCUACUUUCCUGCUCUUUGGGAGAGGACAGAGGGAUGUCUCUCUGGGGGGUGGGAAUGUCUCAUCAUAUCUCCACGUGAUGAGGUUUGCUUCUAUGAUGUUCUCACCUGCACUCAGCAUGGCCCUCAUGGCCCCUUUUCAUUUCUGAAAUAGAAGGUUUGUCACCAUUUGUAGAGGAUGGGGAAGGGGGUGGAUGUCUCACCUCUCUCUGGGAUUCUGGAAGAAGCUCCAUUUGAGAGACACGCACAUCUUCUUCUUUUCCUUUCCACUUUAACUGCAUCUGACAGGAUGACAAGCCAAGCUUAGAAGAAACAGAAAUACUCAGCCUGAAUUAGACAAUAUUUCUGGUUUUACUUGAUGAGAAGGAACAUCAGCUGAGGAGGGAAUGCAGGCCCUAGAAGAAACCACACCCCAAUAUGAGGGCCCAGCUCCAGUGGCUUGGGCAGGGAGCCUCCCUGCUAUGUUGGUGUAACCACGGGGCCUGCAAGCCUAGACCAGACCUUGCUUCCGGCUCAGUCUCUCCUUCAAUCCUUGUAACUAAGCAGGAGGGAGGAGAGCCAGUCUUCCUUUGCAACUGUCUGUCCAAAUUUGAGGUGCUUGUUCUAGGGAUCAAGUCCACUGGUUUGGCUUAGGUUCACUGUCCUGAAUUGCAAUAAAGCAAGAGUUGAAUCAAACCCUUUUUAGUGAUAUUUCUGAUCCCAUCUGUGCCCCUGUUUACCACAGGCAAAAGCAUUGUGGUGUCAGGCACCCAUUUAGUCUAUCUGGCACUGAGAAUCUAGACCCUGACUUUACCUAGUUAGUGGAUGAUCUAUCCCCUGGCUCCUUACCACCUCCCUCCUGACCUUCAUUCUGCCUGACAUGUCAUUGUGGAUUGGUAGUGCCAUUGGAGAGGAGAAGUCAAGUACAGAUUCACUCUGGUGCUGGUGGGCAGUUGCAAGAAUCUGCUAGAUAGCCAAGAACUCGACAUGUGAGUUAGCUACAGAGGGUGAGUUUUCCUCACGAAUAACAUCUGGAUUGUACUGCCAGAAACUAAUUAUUGCCAGUAAUAAUCAAACGUAAAUAGCCAAUACCUCUCCAAGACAUUGCCUAUGCCAGGAAUCCAUAAAGGCCUGUGGGGAAUAGCAGGCCAUGGGGCUCCCAGCCACCCCAUUGCUUACAUCUUGGGCUUGGCUAAGGAAAGGACUCUGCAGUAGGGCAUUUGUAGUGUGUAGCCACUGGGCCCAAGAGCUGAGCCUGGGUCAAGGACAUACAGUAACAAGGCGCUGGGCCCAAGGGUCCUACUAUCUGGGGAUGGCCAGCACUGGGAGCGGUGUCACUGUACCUUACUUUAUACCUGACCGUGUUCUUACAAAGGUGUGUGUAAAAGUUGGCUUUGUUGGAAGAUGUGAUAGGGAACUGGUAUUUAAAUGAAUCUUACAGCAAAUCCUUUUAUAAAGUGAAGAAUCCCUUUGAAUUGCUUUUAUCAAAAUCUGCUCAGGGAUGCAUUGGUCCUCUUGCCCCAACUUACUGUUCUUGACCUUCUUAUCUGCCAGCUAACCCUGCAGCUUCUCUCUGUCAAAGCCCUUUGGCAGAGCUCAUCCUACAGAGUUUAUUCAUGUUUGUCCGGACCUUCCCUACUGGAUGGCUUCAUCACAGAAUCUUUAGAAGACUCUUCAUCACCCCCACAUCUCUAGACCUGCUCCUUGGGCCUCUUCUUCCCUCUGUCCACACUCACUGUGGGUGCAUCACUAACCAGGGUUUGUAAACAGCCUGGAAAUUCAUGCUCUCCAAUGUUUAUCUCCAUCUGAGCUCCAGAUCUACUGGCUGUACACUCACCUUUGCUCCUGCAUGUGAUGACAAAGUCCGAUUACUCCCCCAUGAUCCCUGCUGCACUCUGUUCCAUAGCAGGAAAUGGUUAUUCUGUGUCUCAGAUUGGUUUUAGCUUCUCCAUUUUAUGGAGAAGUGCACAACCACUCCACCACUUCAUUCUCCUGGCUGUAUCUCAGGCAUAUCCAGAACCUGACCACUUCUCUCUGUCCCAAGGCUUGCUCUUCUGACUCACCAUCAUCUCCUGCCUGGAUCAUGGCAGGAGCCACCUCCGCUAGCCUGCCCUGCCCUCUGUUUAUGGUCAGCACAGAAAGGGGAGUGAUUUCUUUAUAGGCCAGUUUGGCCCUUUGCUCCAAACACUCCAACGGCUCCGCUUCCCUUUUUACUUGCAGAAGCCAAAAGCUUUGCCCGGUUCCCAGGGCCAGUAUAUUCUGUGCACCCCACCAACUGCAUCCAUUUUACUUCCCACCCAACCCCUCCUGUCUUGCCAGUUGUAGGCACACUGGCCUUUUUGCUGAUCUUUAAACAUGCUAAGUACUCUCUGCCUGGAAGUGAGUUCCCGUUUCUGGAAUGGUCUGAUCCAGGUAAGUGUGUGUCUGUACUCUACUGCUCUGCUGGGUCCUCUCAUCAGGGAGGCCUUCCUGACCACCCUAGAGAGGGGAUCAACUCCUCCUCAGCUACACUCUGACACCCCUAUCUGGCCUCAUACUUCUCGUUAGACCAGAUCACAUCUAAAAUACCGUAUAUGCCUGGUGUUCAUCUGUCUUGUCCCUAAGGAGGGAAGCUCCAUGAAGACAAGUGCUCUGUGCUAGUUCCUAGAAUAAUGCCUGCUCAUAGUAGGCACCUGCCAAGUAAAUACUUGUUGGAUGGUUAAAGCAGUAAAUGAGAAUAAAGUAAGGCAGGGCUGCAGAGGAUUAGGGCUAUUAAAAACCAUGUUUGACUUUUAAUUUUGGAAACAAAUUAAAUACAGUUAAAUUAAAACAGACCAGAUGGUGCAGCUGCACAGGCUCCACCCUCACCCCAGGCUCUGUUCUGGUGGCUCCUAGACCCCGGCCUCACUCUUGUGGUGGGGAGCAGGAACACACUGGGUUUGAGAAACAAAUUGUAGUCAUGGACCCAACUCUGAU